Messenger RNA from Osmia bicornis bicornis, 5120 nucleotides. RefSeq names its product serine/threonine-protein kinase meng-po (gene meng). The transcript has 2 exons. Gene Ontology annotation, biological process: peptidyl-serine phosphorylation; peptidyl-threonine phosphorylation. NCBI's taxonomy places the organism in Eukaryota, Metazoa, Arthropoda, Insecta, Hymenoptera, Megachilidae. The record is from RefSeq and is a predicted model, not a curated record. Gene Ontology annotation, molecular function: ATP binding; protein serine/threonine kinase activity. The coding region runs from base 1522 to 2685 and encodes 387 amino acids.
GCUGUUGUAUCCUGAAUUAAAUAUGUUUCGUAAACGCUUGGGAAGCUAUACCCGGUUGUAUAGGAUAAAAAUAGGUGAGAGUUAGGUGAUCGAAUACUGGUAAGAGCAGUUAUAUUAUACAGAGUUAAUAUCCGUAACAAUUCAUAGCAUUGUGCGGCACGUUGUCCGCGGCUAUUUCUACCCUCCCGGUCCACGUGCUAAGGGAGCAUCGCAAAAACAGCUGACAAGACGACUAGUCUCGACUCGAUUGAAAGCAAUUCAUAGGCGAAGACAAGAUGUCAGGAUUUUACCGAAUCGAAGCGAAUGAAAUCGAAUCGAAACAGUUAUACGAUACAUCGUAUUACCUACUUCCAUCGUAACGGUUUUCUCUAUUUAUAUCUUCGAUAUUGCCGUCGUUGCACUGGUAUGUACGAUCCAUCCCUAUGGACAUUGUAUACUUGACAUACAUUUUAAAAAUACUUUCUGGUUUAAAUUAAAUUCCACCUCGGGUGUACGCGCGUUAUUUGGCGAUCGGUAACGCGUAUUAUUUGGCCAUCUCGGGCGUACCAGACUCUUAUAAAUUCGUAGCCGAGGAUCGUUCCCUUCGAAGUACCGUUUUAACGAUACCGACGAGAAGAAUUACGAGACCGCAGUUACACACCUUUGCACGUGCUACCGGGAAAGCGCGGGAGUACUUGAAACGUCUAGCUGAAGGAAAUCGAGCUAACACUGUGACCGUCACUGUAGAAAUAGCCGUGACUAGCACGGCAGACGGUAAUUCGAAUUGUCAAGGAUAUUAAAUAUUCAAUUUUCUAUUUUCAUUCCCUUUGUUUUCCAUGCCAUUUGAUUCAAUCAAUUAUUUUCUACCUCGUCACUGACAUUUUCUAUUUCAAAAUCAAUUCCCUUCUCUCGAUAUCUUACGAUUUGAAAUUUUUGAAAAACAAGGCGAUUAGCACUUCCGAAAAGAUUUGUAGAGUAUGUUUUGCUUACGUGUGAGAAUUUUCAGCGGAACGUUUCACAAAUACGAGGAAUCGGUUAACGGUCAGUUUACAAUGAACAGAACGCAGUAAGAUUCGAUUUGUAAAAAAAAUAAAAAGAAUGAAAAGAUGGAGAGCCGAGAGUAUGUUUGAUCCUCGCAUCAAUGUUCCAUACUCUUUUCCGAUCUACGUCUGCGCGUCUCGGCCGGGUCUAUAAAAGCGACGUAGGGCGUCGCGACGACUCCAGACGCGACAUACGCGCAUUACUGAAAAUGUGACAUCGGAACUGGCCGUCUUCUUAUCGACGCUGACAGUUUUCAAAUUUUCUGUGAGAAGAUAAUUAAAAAGCCGAUAACAUUCAGAUCGGUUUCUUCUACUUGACUGUUUACUUCGAUUAUUCGGUUGGUGUGCAAAUUCGUGUUUCAUUAUAGCGACUUGUACCGGUCGCGGUGAACAUGUAAAAAGGAUCGGUAGAAACGAUCCUCGGUUGAACAGUACAGACUUAUCAGUGAAUUGUAUAAUCAGUGACACCUUUAACAUUGUCGAAAGGAUUACUGCCAUCGUGAUGAAACUUCACGAGAAAAAGGAGUCCGGUAUACACAGGGUGCAGGAGAUUCCUCUGGAGGAGCUCGAACUGUCGAAGGAGUACGAUGUGGAGAAAACCCUUGGCGAAGGGAGCUUCGCGAAAGUUUUAUUGGCGACUCAUCGAGCGACCCGAACGAGGGUCGUGUUAAAAGCCGUCCAUCAGGAACUGACCACGGAGAAGGACUUUUUCCGGGAGUUUCACUACUCGUAUCAUCUUAGCCCGCAUCCGAACAUUUUGUGCUCGUACGCGGUCGCGUUCAAAGCGGAAAAGUGUUUCGUUUUCGCGCAGGAAUACGCCCCGCACGGUGAUCUAGCGGCGAACGUGAAAGCCGGAGGACUUUCGGAGGAAGGGUGCAAGAGGAUCGCCGGUCAGCUUUGCUCCGCUCUCGAUUUCAUUCACUCGAAACAGCUGGCACAUCGCGACAUUAAGCUAGAGAACGUGUUGGUAUUCGCCGCGGACAUGUCGAAGAUCAAGCUGUGCGAUUUCGGCUGCACCAGACGAGAGGGGACUCUGGUUAACAAGAUCCGAUGCACCUGGCUGCCGUUUCAACCGCCCGAGAUCUACGACAUCGUGAAGAACGAGAGGUACGCGUGCAAGAGGAGCGCCGAUUGCUGGCAAUUCGGGAUAGUGCUGUUCGUAUGUCUAACAGGAAAUCCGCCCUGGCAGAGCGCCGACCUGAUCCAGGACCCGGAGUACUCGGCCUUUCAGAGAUGGCUCAAGAGGAGAACCACCAAAAUUCCGCCCACUUUCAGACGAUUCACGCCAAGAUUAUUGCGCUACUUUAGGCGAACGUUCGAACACAAACCGGAGAAGAGGCCGCACGUAACGGAGAUCAACAAGUAUCUGAAAGACUCGUGGUGCGUGAAUAAAAUAAGUCACAGCGCGACUUCCACGUCGGUGGACGCGAGCGAGACGAUCGCAAGGAAGGGCGACAGUUUGUUGUACCUGGACACGAUCCUUGACGAUCAAAGGAACGUGGAUGAGAACAAGAACAAGCUUAGGAAACUUCUCAACAGUUACGGCCUCGAGACCACGAUCGAUCAGAAGGUCGUUACCAAAAGGAUCUGGGAAUGGGUGAUGCAGUGCGAUUCGAACACCGCCGAACCAGCUUUCGUAGGUAGCCUCGGCACGGAGACCAUGUGAGGGAUGGUGAAAGCUUCCAGCGAACCCUGUCUCCGAAGCGAUCGCCGUGAAAGAAAGUACAGUUUCGGUGGUUUCAAUGGAUCCCACGAUGGACACUCGCCAUCUCUGGUGCACCGUGACAAAGCAACGUUCGAAAGAACUCGUCUUUUUCGAGAUUAGAACGCGUUAGUGUCUUUCUUAUCCGAGAUUCGAACGAUCACCGUACAUGGACGCGAAAAUACGUGUGAUAACCCCUUCAUUCGGUACCCUAUCCUUAUUCCUCUCCCUUCGCAUCGUCACCUACGUUCGCCUACAUCCAAUUCUUACCCCCUUUCCCUCUCCUUCUUCUCCUGCAUCAGUUUUCUCUACGAGCGGACCAAUUAUCGAUGAAUCUAUCGCGGAUGUACAUAUAUGUGCGUAUCCACGCACCCAUGCGAAACACGUGCGCACCCAUACGUGUAUGUACAUAAUUAUGUAUUUACGUACGACGCCUUUCGCACAUUUCCUGUCGCGUGACACAGCUUCGAAACGACAAUUGCCGAAAGGUUGCUCGCCAAUAGCCGAAUUCGCAGGCGAUUCUCCUCCAAUUUUCCUUUUUCUUUUCUUUUUCUUUUUUCUUUCCAGUAUAAAGAAUACGAAACGAAUGUGAUAACAAAAACUCGUUAAGACUGCGGCGAAUGAGAGCGUAACUGCGAUCGGUGUUUUCGGUGUCGACUAUAGAGACAAUAAUGACUGCGGAUUUCCUAGUAAUUUAUUACGUUACGAUAAUUAAUAUAGUCUAACGGACAGUAACCGGUAGAAGUCACUGUACGAGGCCUUGCGUGAGAUCGUUUUAUCGGGAUAGUUGUUUGGAAAAGAAUAGAAAGACGAGCGUGGAAAACGCUCGUUUCAGACGAGAACCAAGAUGGUUGAGGAUUUUUGAAAAUCUUUGUAUACAGGUCGAGCGACACGUUUAGCGUUACUAAAUAAUACAGUGCAUUCGUACACAUAGCGCGCAUAUAUUCUUCUAGCAAUUUAUCGGUAGGAAUGAAUAUAGAAAAAAUAAAAAAAAAAGAUCGGUGAUGCAGUUUGGUAGAGCUCUCUUAUUACAAAACGUGUGUGACACAAUUCUUUCCUCGUGUCUAUUGAAUAAAAUCGACGAAACCGUGUCGAAAGGCGAAAGGAAAGAAAGGUGUGACAAAAAUGACGCGUUAGGCCUCCGUUAACGCGAAGCAAUGUUUUCUAUAUAAAAACAUUAUCGAAAUAAACGCAUUAAAAAUGAAGAUUAUUGUAUAACGUGUACGAUACGUGCAUAUCUCUUCCCAUUACUAUUGUUUUAUUUUAUAUAAUGAACAUUUUUCAAGCAACGUUUCAGGGAGAAAAGGUGCCUCUUCCGGUGCUUCGUUCCAAAAACUUGGAGCAAACUAGCACGCAGAAACAUUUACUUUCUAUCCUUGGACUGUUAAAUGUAAAAGAGAGCAAUUAAGAGGGUCAUCAACGAACACUCGACCUAUGACCUUUCCCUUUUUUCCGAAUCCGCGACUCGUAUCGCGAACGUGCCACUUAUCCAAUUUGACACACCCUUGACCUACGAAACACAUGUAUCCUUCUUUUUUUCACUUCUUUUUCAUUUGUCGAGUGUUCCAGUGCCUACAUGACACGCGUAGCGACAGACUAUUUGUUUAAUAUAGGUACUCAAACGAAACCGCGCUAAAUCUUCUGGGUUCUGUUACGAGAUCAAACGCAGCGGUGAAAAACGAGGAAAUAUAAAAAGAGAAAAAUAAACGAAAAAAUGAAAAGACACAUGUAUUACGUGCGCAGUUUUCUUCGAACUGAUUCACAGCUGGUGGUGGAAAUCAAUGUAUUCGCAUAAUUUAUCGGUCGAUUCGAAGUAGAAACAAACGAUUCGUGGAAUCAUUUGGCGAUAUCCUAUCUAACGGAGCGAACUACAGUUUCCCUGGGGUAUAAUGAAUUUUCCUAUAUGGCAGCGCUAUUGACGUGGACAGGAUACAGAGAAAAUCGGAUUAAGGAACGUCAAAUGGUGGCAAUGUGUAUCCGGCUUUCAUCGUGUCUGGAUACAAUGCGUAUUUUCGGCCUGCGCGUUUCUAUUUCCAUACGUCCCACGGUUAUUCUCGAUCCUCGGCUUCGACAGGCUUUUUCUUCCAACGUGCGAAUAUACCUGCUUCGCGUCACGUACGACAGACCGGUUUAUUCGGCAUCACGUUCGACGACGGUUUUAAAAAAUGAAAACGAAGGCCCGGCGAACGAGAGGUAGAACGAAAACAGUUAGAAGACCGUGAAUUUUCGAAUAGACAGGAAGGGAAAGAAAGUCCAAGGAACACGGCCGACUGGGGGAUACCGUCAUCGAUCCUCCGGUCCAACAGCCCGACGUCUAUUUUCAUACAAGCUAAACUAUUUAUAUAUACGGACAAUGUUCCACUUCUAUCACACGCUGAGAGAAGCUAGCAACGUCGCGA